UUUAGUAAUUAACUGAGCUUCAGUCCGAGCGGUCGUAGUGUGCGCUGCGAGAAACAAUUCAACAACGAUCUAACUAAAAUUUGUGGUGUCAAUUAGUGAAAUAAAUACUCAAGAUGAAAUUCUAUUUGUUGGUGAUUGUUGCUGUUGCCUAUUUGGCCUACGUUAGUUCCGAGAGCUGCGUUCAGUGCAACUCAAAGACUGAUGUGCGAUGCGCCACCGAUGCCAACUCCAUGAUGUCCAAGGAUUGCGCCAAUGUCAACAACACAAUGUGCUACUCCCGCGUGCUGGAUGGCUACACGAUUCGUGGCUGUGCCAGCGACUUGGACAACAAAACGUUGAGCUCCUGCAACAAUGAUCUGGAGUGUAUGAUCUGCACGUUCGGUAAUGGCUGCAAUCGUGCGCUCUUCCCCCAGCAUCGUCUCCACUGCCUGCAGUGCUCCGGCAACUCGACGAACUCCACCUGUGCCACCGAAUACAAUGCCCCCAUUGCUGUGUGCCCCAUUUACAAGCUGGGCGACAAGUGCUUCGUGCGCAACAGCAAUCGCCUGGCCGACGGCUCAUUCCAACGUGGCUGCCUCACCACUGCCCAGGCCAACAAGGUGUGCAUCAAGGAUGGCAACUGCUACACUUGCAACGGCGGUGGUUGCAACUCCAUUCGCGCCGACAGCACCGAGAUUCCACUGGCACGCGAUGGCGCCCCGGUUUCGGUUAUCGCUUCGUUAGCUCUGCUGCUGUUCAGCGGCAUCGCCAGCUUGUCGCUCUAGGAAGUCUGCAACAAGAACAAGAAGAACCACGAAAAAAAGUUCAUUUAAUGUUUUGUACUAUUUCAUUUGCAAUUUGCAGUUUGUAAAUGUAGUUAUUUUUUUUUUACU
This is a messenger RNA of Drosophila sulfurigaster albostrigata, 872 nucleotides long. RefSeq lists its product as uncharacterized. Lineage: Eukaryota; Metazoa; Arthropoda; Insecta; Diptera; Drosophilidae. Bases 114 to 764 code for a protein of 216 amino acids. The transcript is spliced from 3 exons. The record is from RefSeq and is a predicted model, not a curated record.